Molecule: messenger RNA, 300 nt
Organism: Phytophthora nicotianae INRA-310
Lineage: Eukaryota; Oomycota; Peronosporomycetes; Peronosporales; Peronosporaceae
Exons: 1
Coding region: 1-300 (99 amino acids)
Source: RefSeq, a predicted model, not a curated record
AUGCUCUCAAAACGACCGAAGGAUCUCUACGAACUAUGGGGAGAGUAUGAGUUCGGAUUGAACGGAUUGAAACCGGCAAAAGAGUUCACAGCAGCUGAGCGUGGCGCCAACAAAUUCGCGUAUACUCGCCGCAAGGUAUUCUGGGACGUCGUCAGUGCAUUUGUUCGCACAGGCUUCACCAGCGACGUCGCCAUUGAUAAAAUCUACGCUGCUUACGGCCGGCAGCUAUCCGUGACUCGAAUUCUUACUGCACUCCGCACUGACAAGCACCAAGGUGGUCAUCCCUCGCUGCGUUUGUAA